This is a messenger RNA of Rhizophagus irregularis DAOM 181602=DAOM 197198, 513 nucleotides long. NCBI's taxonomy places the organism in Eukaryota, Fungi, Glomeromycota, Glomeromycetes, Glomerales, Glomeraceae. The record is from RefSeq and is a predicted model, not a curated record.
ACGAUAGCUUUUAAUAAUGUAUGAUAAAAUGUUAUCAAUAACAAAAGAAACUUUUAAAUUAACUCAAAGGCAACGAACCAAUCCAGUCUUUAUCAGUUCCUUUAUACGUGAAAAUUAUCACUUUAAAAUCUGGUCAAGCUCACGUUUUCCUUAUAAAAAAUAUCAUUGGAAAACAAAGUCAGUUCCCGAAACUUCUAAACCAAAAAAAAUAUCUCGGCAGAAAGUUCCUUUGAAAGUUACUAAAGAAGAAAAAAGUAAAGAUGUGCAAAUACUAAAGUCUUCUGAAGUAUCAAAACAUAAAAUUGUUAAACGCUUUCAAAAAAAGGAAUUAACUCAAUCUACGCCAGAUAUAAAGGAACCUGAAAUCGAAUUAUCAGACAUUGUUGAAUUAUCUAAAUCUACACAAUUACAAGUAGGAGAUUUUGUAGAUGUGCGAAGGUAAAUGUGGAUUAUUAUAUUAUCAUUUGCCAAAAUAUUUAUUUCAUACCAUUUAAUUACUGAAUAUUAUAAAGG